UUCAGUUCUCUUCAUCGAACAAGCAUCCCAUGCUCCGUUGGGCGCCGUCCUCCGUUGUCAGCACUGUGUGGUUGUUCUCGGGCAAGCAGUGAAGAAGGUUCGAACCCUAGGGCUUUUUCUACUCCCAAUAUCCGGUGAGAUUGACUUGUUCAAUCUGGUGUUUUGAAUCUAGGUUUGUUUUCCUUGUUAUUGCAUCAUGAGUUUACUGGAAGUCAUUAAGAAUGCUUCAGUCAAUCCGAAGGUGCCUGAUUCACCACCAGACUACCCAAUUGUUAUUAACACAGAUAAUAUUAUUGCAAAUUUAAAGCCGGAACCGGAAGAAGAAAUAAGCUCUUCAUCCGUCCUAAAACCUCUCAUUGGAUGGAAUAUCUCGCAAACUGAUACAGAACUGGUUGCCAUUAGCAACAAGUUCUUCGUGGAGCUAAAGACAAAGCUCAAGUCUAGUGAUUUUAAUAGGGACAAGUUUGUUAGUAGUUUGAAUUCAUACCUUGAUACCAUUAGAGACAAUGCAGGAGUUUCGAUUGGGAUUGAUUCAUCCAAUAAUGAUUAUACGAAGAUUUUGAUUGACAAACUUCAUUUUUUCAUUGGUAAAAACGUAGCUGGCCUGAUUUUGGAAGGAUGUGUUUCUUUGGAGAUAUGGGAACUGGUUGAGACUUUGAUUGUUAAUGGUAUUGUUGAACGUUCUGGUUAUUCAAACUUGGUUUCUAGACUAGUGGAGAAGAGGAGGUCCAAUUUGGUCUGCCUGUGUAUUAGGCACGCAUUAGAUCUUGGAUCAUCUGAAAUGCUCUGCAUUCUGAGGUAUUUUCUUUGUCCGCCAAAAGAUGCUUUUGACAGUUUGGAAAUUGUGAGGAAGGAGUGGGAGAGCCAAGCACUAAUAGCUCUGGAGAAAGCAAAGGAUCGCAAGGGAAGGAAUUUCCUUUUGGCGAAGGAGGCUGCUGGUUUGCUUAUGCUGGCGCAUGAUGGGUUCUCAAGAUCGGAGCUUUGCCUGCAUUAUUUGUUUGCAUCAUCUCACAUCAACAGAGAUAUGCUAUCUCCUUCAUUUAGCAAGUUGAAUGGCAAAGAGACGAUGAGUUUGAUUCGGUAUUUGACAAAGUGGUUGAAGAAAUACCAGAGGUUUCCGCAAGUGGUGCCGUGCUCAAAUGCCUCGGCAACAUUAGGUUUGAAGGCUUGCGAUUGGGUUCCUAAGCUUGAAGUCGUUGGGAAAUGUCUUGGUUUGGUGCUUGAUGUGAAUUUUGCUUCCUUGAUGAUGCAUCCAGCGUUCCAUGAGGAGCUGAGAUUAGCAGAUGAAAUUGUUAGUUCUUUGACAGAUGAAGCCAAAUUUUGUUGCACGCUUGCUGAAGUAGCGGACAAACUAAGGGGUGAAGCUAAGGGUGGCAAGUAAGAUUUGCUCAAGAAUCGUUGCCCUAUUGGACUAGGGCUUUUAUUGGACCAGUUCUUAGUUUGUGCUCGAGUACUGUUUAAAUUGCAUUACAAGUAUGUUCGAAUGUGUUUGAUUUGUUAUUUAAUUGCCUAUCCAAGCAAUCUUGAAACGCAUAGCUUUGAUUACAUCGCAAUAUCAAAUUUACUUCAUAGAAA
Prosopis cineraria is the source of this 1575-nucleotide messenger RNA. RefSeq lists its product as uncharacterized. The record is from RefSeq and is a predicted model, not a curated record. NCBI's taxonomy places the organism in Eukaryota, Viridiplantae, Streptophyta, Magnoliopsida, Fabales, Fabaceae. The transcript is spliced from 2 exons. Bases 197 to 1381 code for a protein of 394 amino acids.